UCUCUUGUCCAAUCAGAGCUCACGGAGUUUUAUAAAUACCGAGUUUUUCUAGUUUCCACGCUCAUUUUGUGUUGGGUAGCUCUUGUAGUUGAACUUAUGGCUCGCACGAAGCAGACGGCGCGCAAGUCUACCGGCGGUAAAGCCCCCCGUAAGCAGCUGGCCACCAAGGCAGCCCGCAAGAGCGCGCCGGCCACCGGCGGCGUGAAAAAGCCGCACCGCUACCGGCCCGGAACCGUGGCGCUGCGCGAGAUCCGCCGCUACCAGAAGUCCACCGAACUGCUGAUUCGUAAGCUGCCGUUCCAGCGCCUGGUGCGCGAGAUCGCGCAGGACUUCAAGACCGACCUGCGCUUCCAGAGCUCGGCGGUGAUGGCGCUUCAGGAGGCGUGCGAGGCCUACUUGGUGGGGCUGUUCGAGGACACCAACCUGUGUGCCAUCCACGCCAAGCGCGUCACCAUCAUGCCCAAGGACAUCCAGCUGGCGCGCCGCAUCCGUGGGGAGCGGGCAUAAAUGCACUGUGGCUCCAGUUUGUAUCCUACCCCAAAAGGCUCUUUUCAGAGCCCCUCCAUAGUCAGUAAAAAGGCUGUUACUUUCUAGCUGUGCUUUUGUUAGUUCGUGUUAAAGGUUCAGACUUGGGCAAUAUAACUUUGUGCUGUGUUCUGUACUUAAGUUAUCCGUUGUUCACUGGUUCUGUAUUUUGCGUGACUAUCGUUUUGCUGUUUGCCUUCUUGGGUGAACAGCUUGACGCUAGGCGACUUAAAUGAGGGCGGUCUGAGUAUCCACAGGGAGAUCAGCCUCUGCCUUUCUCCUGUUUUUGAACUCACUCCAAAUUAAGUUUAUAUUGUAGCAACUUGCUUAGCUUUUUUUGGAAGCUUAGAAAGUGUUUUGAGGUCUGGGACAGCCUUCUUCCCACAAUUAACUUCAAGCUCUUGCUAGGAACAGGGAGGAUUCAUGCUGGCCUUUCAGGCCUCAGCCUUCCCACUACCAUUAGGGUUCCCACCCCAGCUGCGGGAGUGGGGCAGGUACUCAGUGUAGACCCAGAGUUGGCGGUGACCAGCUCUAGAGUCUUGGGGGGGGGGGGGGUCCUGAUUCUCUGGGUCUCCCCUUGUACGAGUAUAAAAGGCAGAUGAAUUAAAACUCGAAGAGCAGAGUUAGGAUUACUUCUUUCUGCUGAGUAAUGUGCACCGAGUGUUAGCUCUUGUUACACUCUGCCCCCUUACUCACGGGGUUUGGGGAGUUUUCUCCUGAAUCUUUUGAAAGUUUUGUGACUGGGAACCACGGUAAACACUUGGAUAAAACGUUACAUUGUUAAGAUCUCUUUCUUUAGAUUUCAAUUUGCUUUGCUCUGAAAGAAACCAGUAGGACUAUCUGUGUCUGCGUGGAGGAGUCUGAAAUGACCCCAAAGGGCCAGGUAUUAAAUAAUUUAAGAUUUUGCAGGCCACAUAUGGUCCCUUUAAGUAUUCUUGGUUUUUUUUUUUAGCAAUCUUGUCAAAAUGCAGACAAUUCUUCAGUGGAGGGUUAUCAAAAACAAACCUCUAGGGCUGGGCAUUUAGCUCAGUGGUUCUACCGCUUACCUCAAAAGCACAAGGUCCAGAGUUUGAUCCCCGAUACCAAAAAAACAAAACAAAAACAACAACAAAAAAACCCCACCGCCUAGAUUGGGCAAUUUUUUCCUAACCUCCAGGAGCUCUCACAGAGAUUGUUUUGAUGAGUUUAAAUUCCUCUAAGUAGCUUUUCACCGGCAAGAACUGGUCAUUCAUUUUUGAACUUUGUUGUUGUUAUUUAAAAAGAAACUUUUUGUUAUCACCCCCCCCCCGGGGGGGGGGAUUGCUUGUUAGGUUUUUUUUGAGACAGGGUCUUGCUCUGUAGUCAAGGCUAGUCUUCAACUUACUAUUGUAGCCCAGGUUGGACUUGCAUUCAAGUCAAUCCUCCCGCCUCAGCCUCCCAAGUGCUGGGAUUAAAAGUAUGUCUCAUCCUGCCUGGCUCCUCUUGAUUUUAGUAUAUAUCUAAUUAAAUCUUUUGCUCGACCUUAGAUUAUACUGGCACAAAAAUCCCAAUAAUUUUCCUUCCCUCCAAAAUGGUAAAUUUCACUUCUCCCGUUCUCACCUCAUUUUUCAUUGUGGGGUUACAUUUUGCUGCGAGCUUUUGAGACUCUGAAACAUUCACUCGAUACUCAGUCUAACCUCCUGGUCAAUAUUUAGUUAUUGUAAAACAUAGGCCUGGCUGCAAGGAAACACAGGAAUACCCAUAUUGACAGCCCAGGCUGCUCAAAGACCAUUCCUAGCUGCUGAAGGAAAUGCAGUUCCAGCUCUGGGAAGAAAGCUCAGGCCACUCUCCAUGCCCUGGCCCACACGAUCUUCAUACCUCCACUCUAGGGAGUUCUUGAAUGAUUUUCUGCAGGUUUUAUCCUUUUUGUUUUCUAAAGCAAAUUAUCUUUGUUAAGUACUUUUCGACCCUAUUUUAAUGAAUUAGCUCAGGAAGUAAAGCAAGAAUGCAGGUCAGUUAGAAAAUAAAAAUUUAAGAUUGCAUCUGAGUUUGGGUGAUUGGCUUCCUAACUCAGAGAUGUCUGACCUUCCCACCGUGAAGUGGAAGGUCAUUCUGACAUCCCAACUUUAACCAGCUGUAAAAUCAAUUGUCCUAUAAAUACACCAGUGUGGGACUGCAUAACCUUUGUUCCUUUUCUCCAGCCCCAUUGUGAUUAAAUGUGAGUUAAUGGAUAAAGAUGCUUGUUAGUUUUGGGACACUAGAUAAAAAUCUGUAACAGACCUAA
Molecule: messenger RNA, 2767 nt
Organism: Heterocephalus glaber (naked mole-rat)
Lineage: Eukaryota; Metazoa; Chordata; Mammalia; Rodentia; Bathyergidae
Product: histone H3.1
Cellular component (GO): nucleosome
Molecular function (GO): structural constituent of chromatin; protein heterodimerization activity; DNA binding
Source: RefSeq, a predicted model, not a curated record